GCAAUUGUUUAGUGGAAAAUGGCGGCGCCCAUGGGUGAAGUGGAAGUGGUCCCGAAUAAAAAGCAAAAUGUUCGAGGACCGCGGCGUGUAGCCAAUCAGAUUCCGGAUGAGAUCCUGACAGAUCCAGACCUUCAAGAGGCUAUACGCGCUCUACCUGCCAACUAUAACUUCGAGAUCCACAAAACAAUUUGGCGAAUUAGACAGGCUAAAGCCAAAAGAGUGGCCUUACAGCUGCCGGAGGGACUGCAGAUGUUUGCCUGUGUGAUCGCUGACAUCAUUGAGAGGUUCACGGAGGCUGACACACUCGUCAUGGGAGACGUUACGUACGGGGCCUGCUGUGUGGACGAUUUCACUGCCAGAGCCUUGGGAGCGGACUUCAUGGUCCACUAUGGACACAGCUGCCUCAUCCCUAUUGACUCCACGGCUGGGAUCAAGAUGCUUUAUGUUUUUGUGGACAUUCAGAUUGACAUCCCUCACUUCCUGGACACACUUCGCUUCAACUUCCCCCCUGGCCGAUCCCUCGCUCUCGUCAGCACCAUCCAGUUUGUGGCUGCACUGCAGGCAGCCAGUUCUGCGCUGAAGCCCGAUUAUGAGGUGCUGGUGCCCCAGUGUCGGCCCCUCUCCCCGGGAGAGAUUCUGGGCUGUACCUCACCCCGGCUAGAGAAGCACGUCGACGCAAUCAUUUAUCUUGGAGAUGGAAGAUUUCACCUGGAAUCCAUUAUGAUUGCUAAUCCAGACAUACCGGCUUACAGGUAUGAUCCGUACAGUAAAGUCUUCUCCAGGGAAUACUACGACCACGAGGCCAUGAGGGCCAACAGACGGCAGGCCAUAGAGAAGGCUCGUUCAGCCCAGCACUGGGGCCUCAUCCUGGGGACACUGGGCCGGCAGGGCAGCCCCAAAAUCCUGGAGCACCUGGAGUCCAGGCUGGAGUCUCUGGGCAGGUCCUUCAGUCGAGUCCUGUUGUCUGAGAUAUUCCCCAGUAAGCUGGCCCUGAUGACAGACGUGGACGUGUGGGUGCAGAUUGCUUGUCCACGGCUGUCCAUCGAUUGGGGUACUGCCUUCUCCAAACCCCUGCUGACUCCAUACGAAGCUGCUGUAGCAUUGCAGCAGGUUGAUUGGCAGGAUGUAUAUCCAAUGGACUUUUACUCCAAUAAGAGCCUUGGGCCUUGGACCCCUAAUCACCCGGACAACCAGCCAGCAAGGCCCGCCCGCAAACACACACAGAAGGCUGCUGCCAACUCAGUUGCUGCCUCUCAAGGCUGUGGACGUGAGCAGUGUGCCCCCUGUGGUUGCCAGGGAGAAUGACAUGCAAUGCCGGCUUGGCAGCCAACCAGAGCUUAUCAGCUCCAUCUGCAGGAGACAUGUCAGCCAAUCAAAGCAGGGCACCCAGUUUUGUCGUCCGACAUUUCAUGGUUCUUUUGUUAUCAAAGCUGUCCCUGGAUCUUAGCAUACAGUCAACCACAGUGCAUCAAUUACUGUCAUUGUACAAGAAGAAGAUAAAAUGUCACACAGUAGCUGCUCUGUAGGCCUGUUUAUGUGU
Chanos chanos (milkfish) is the source of this 1540-nucleotide messenger RNA. It is a transcript of the gene dph1, whose product is annotated as diphthamide biosynthesis 1. The coding region runs from base 19 to 1305 and encodes 428 amino acids. Lineage: Eukaryota; Metazoa; Chordata; Actinopteri; Gonorynchiformes; Chanidae. Gene Ontology annotation, molecular function: 2-(3-amino-3-carboxypropyl)histidine synthase activity. The transcript has 12 exons. The record is from RefSeq and is a predicted model, not a curated record. Gene Ontology annotation, biological process: protein histidyl modification to diphthamide.